AUGCAGCUCAUCCUUGCUGCCCUCCUCCCCGCCGUUCUCGCCUUCCCUCUCCCUCACCAUGAGCGUCAAACGCUUGCCCUCUCCCUCACCCCAGGUAUAAGCCUCGACGCAGCAAUCGCUCUCGAUGCUGAUGUCGAUGUACAAGUAGCCCCGCGCAUCGUUGAAGUCGAUUCGCUCGAUUCUGUUUACUCGCGCGAUCUUGUUUCCGGCCUUGUCGGCACGCUCAGCAACACCGUCGGGGCCAUGGUCAAUACCGCCACCGGCCUGAUUUCGGGCCUGGAGUCGGAGGCCGGACAGCUCAUCCAACCUCCGUCCCCGUCUCGUCUGGAGGUGCAUCCAUCUCGCAGAGACAUCGAGCGCGAUAUCGUCUCCACUCUGGAGAAUGAUGUGGCAGACCUACAGGCGGAGGCAUCAGCUAUCCUUGGUGACCUCGGCGUGCGGGAUCUCUUGUCCCCCGUGGAGGGCGAGAUCACCGCCGCCGUUGACGAAGUUUCCUCUCUUAGUGAUAGUUUCGGUGUCCGCAACGACGAGAUCCUCCCCCGCGACAUGCUCGACAACCUCAUCCACGACGCCGUUCUCGCCGCCUCACCCCUGCACGACCUCCUUCCUCUCAGCACGUACGAGAGCAUUUCGGUGCUCACCGAGAUCUCGAAGCAGGCCAAGCGCGACUUUCUCAAAGCCUUGUUGGGUACAGUGAUGGGCCCUGUUGAGGGCACUGUUGAGUCUGCAGUCGGGACCGUCACCCAGUUGGCCGACGGCAUUCUCGACGAUGCAAGUGGUAUCCUCGGCGCAAGAAACCCCGUCGGCGCUGCUGAUCCUGCCCUUGAACCUGUUGUGAACCUGGCAGGCGGGUUAAUUGGGGAUGUAACCACCAAUGUCGAUGGUGCCCUGGAUCCCGUCACACCCCUCCUAGAUGGCGUCCUUGGCGAAGCCACCAAUCUCCUUGACGUGAGGAAUCCUCAGGCUGUCGCCGGCCUCCUCAAAGAAGUUACCGACUCUGUCCUUGGGACUGUUGGCGGCCUGGCAGGCGGAUUGCUGGGCGAGGUCACCGACACCGUCGAUAGCGCCGUAGUUGUUUGAUGGGCACCGUUGGCACGGUAACUGGGACACUCGGUCAGGUCCUGCCACUCGAUGAUAUCACGAACCUCGUGGACAUCUAAAGAUUGCCGAUGUCAUUCUUCCGACAAAAGUGCCGAAUUCGUUCCUACCACUUUGAUCAGUCCGAAUCCCCCAACAUUAUUCAAGUAUAAUCACUGACCUUGUCCUAUACCACAU
Molecule: messenger RNA, 1275 nt
Organism: Dacryopinax primogenitus
Lineage: Eukaryota; Fungi; Basidiomycota; Dacrymycetes; Dacrymycetales; Dacrymycetaceae
Exons: 1
Coding region: 1-1080 (359 amino acids)
Source: RefSeq, a predicted model, not a curated record